CCUCCCACCUCUUCCUCCAAUUUAGAUUAAAAAAGGAAGAAAAACACAACCUUUGUAAAAACACGCAUAGUCAAUCGAAACAACUUCCUCCACUGGUCAAAUCCAAAAAAUGUAGCUUCACCUGGAAUCCCGGUUGCUCACUUCAUUAUUCAGUUUUUAAGCCUUUCAAAGUUGUUUGCUGUUACUACAUAAAUUCCUCUCCUGGUUCUGCUCACUUCAUUCUGAACCAGUUCAUAUAAGUCUUCCCAUGUUGCUCUGAAUCUCUUUUUAUACCAGAUACUUUGAGGAGAGAGGCGUACUGACCAUUAAAGGAAAGGUCUCCCGCGGAACACGGUCCCUUGGAGGAAGGCAGAGAUGCCAAGAGGCAGCCUUGAGGAGGGAAUGUGUAGUUCAGGAACGGAGGAAACCCUGUGCCAAGGUAAACAGUUCUAAGACAAGCAAAAAUUCAAGGAAGCUAUAAGUAGGUCAGCUUGGUUGGAUUCCAGAGCGUGAGAUUCCCCGCUGUCGGGGCAUUUUGCAAAACGCCUCCUAAACUAACCAGCGUAAGGCAUUGUAGGGAGAGCGUGGAUGGCCCAGAGAACACAUCACAGCCUGUGGUCUCUCUUUAGCCGCAUCCCAGGUGGCAGAGAGAGGUACUUGAAGUCAAGAGUUUAAACUCCGAUAUUAACCUUCCCCAGGCUCAGUUUCCUCUCUUUAAAUGGUUGCAUUCCCUGCGCUUACGCCACAGGGUUGUUGGGAGGUUCCGAUGAGAUAAAACGCUUUGCAAAGCUUAACACGCUCUCUGAAUGCUAGCCACGGCAGCGGUGCUCAGCCCGUAGCGUCCUUACGCGUGGUCCACCCCGUUCCGAGGAUGCCAGCUUCUGCAGAGCAGGGCUGUUUUGCUUUGCUUUUUGUGUCUCCAGCUUAGUACUUGGUACUAAGUUGCGCGGAGAAAGCACUUAAUAAUGGACUUCAUUCAUCCUUCCAUCCAUUCUCCCCAGGCACUUAUCCAUCCAUCUAUCCUUCCCUUUCUCCCACCUCUCCAUCCAUGCACCCACACAUCCCUCCUUCUAUCCAUUUACCCAUCCAUCUCUCCAAUCAUUCCUCCAUCCAUCCCUUCCCUCCCAACGGUUCCUUUCUCCCCCGGCCAGGGAGGCGCCCGACGCUGCACCGGAGGGGGAGGGGGAGGGAGAGGAGGGAGCGCGCACACGCUUCAUUCUCUCUCGGUCCUUUUCUCUUCCAGCCCCAGGUGGGGCUGCCGAGCGCUGAUUGGCUGCCCUCGGACUACAGGCGCGCCUCCUGCGGUUCUCGCGGUCGCGGAUUGGCCGAGGCUGGCUGCGCGCGCCCAGGACCGCGCGUGCCCUGCCCUCUCCCCCUCCCUCCCGCCGGCUCCGGAGCAAGGGGCCGGCGGCGGUUGUCGUGAGCCGAAGUGCGGCGCAACGGUCGCAGGGGGCCGGAGACAGUCUCACUAUAUGAUUCUAGACAUCACCAGACUGAUCAUGCUGUCUCUCUGACUUAAGGACCCACCCUCUGAUGUCUUCCAGCAGCUGGUACUCUCGGUCCCCCUCCCUGAACGACCGAUUGACGGUGCUUCCCUGACAGAAAGGACUGUGUCUGCAUGCUGAAGAAAAUGGGUGAAGCUGUUGCCAGAGUUGCCAGGAAGGUGAAUGAGACGGUGGAAAACGACUCAGAUACUUUGGAACUCUACCUGGAGGGAAACGCCUUAUACAAGCUUCCGGAUGAAGUUAGCUCCCUACAUCGCCUCAAGAUAAUUAAUUUGUCCCGGAAUCAGUUCCGAGACUUCCCAGAGAAGCUCACUGCCCUGCUGGCCCUUGAGACCAUCAACCUAGAAGAGAAUUUCAUUGUGGAUGUCCCUGUGGAGAAGCUGGACGCCAUGCCGUCCCUGAAGUGUGUGAACCUCCGGCUCAACCCUCUGAACCCAGAGGUGCGCGUGAUUGCCAAGCCGCUCAUCAGCACCAUCCAACCGUGGGUUCCAGGUAGAAUAUGGCAUGCCCAAUUCCAUGCACAGGCUUUCUGCAUCCUACCCCCGUCUAGGCACAAGGGCGUGACCUUUUGUCUCCACACUCCACUUGGGAAGAUUUACCUAUGCAAAGUGAAAUUCCUUCCUUGCUCACUUCUGAAGCCUUUGCUUUAAAAACAAACAAAAAAAAAUGUGUGACCUGAAAUGUGCUUGCUUAGUUUUGGGUUUGAAAUAAAGGACAUGCUGAUUUCA
Molecule: messenger RNA, 2212 nt
Organism: Phascolarctos cinereus (koala)
Lineage: Eukaryota; Metazoa; Chordata; Mammalia; Diprotodontia; Phascolarctidae
Gene: LRRC20
Product: leucine rich repeat containing 20
Cellular component (GO): cytoplasm
Molecular function (GO): protein binding
Source: RefSeq, a predicted model, not a curated record